UUUUUUUUUUUUUUGCUAGCUUAGCUUCUCACCGACGCAACGCCUGUUAGAAAAGAGACCCCAAAAAAAAGCAAAAGAAAGAGAAGAGGAACAAUAUGUCGGACGACUGCGAGUUCAGCGAAGACGUGGGCAUCAUGAGGAUGGAGGAGGACGGGGUGGCGUACAACGACGACCCCAUGACGGCCGCGGCGUCGGCCGACGGCGGCCUGGCUGGGGACGAGGCCGAGGGAGCGAAAAUCGAUGCCAGUAAAAAUGAGGAGGAUGAAGGGAAGAUGUUUGUCGGCGGUCUCAGCUGGGACACGACCAAGAAGGACCUGAGAGACUACUUCUCCAAGUUCGGCGAGGUCAUCGACUGCAACCUGAAACUGGACCCCAUGACCGGCCGCUCCCGGGGUUUCGGCUUCGUGCUCUUCAAGGACGUGGCGAGCGUCGACAAGGUAACCGCGCAGAAGGAUCAUAAUCUCAACGGGAAGGUGAUCGACCCCAAAAAAGCCAAGGCCAUGAAGAGCAAGGAGCCGGUCAAAAAGAUCUUCGUAGGCGGCCUCUCUCCGGACACUCCUGAGUCCAAAGUGCGAGAAUACUUUGGCACUUUUGGAGAGGUAGAGGCCGUGGAGCUUCCCAUGGAGAGCAAGACCAACAGGAGGAGAGGCUUCUGCUUCAUCACGUUCAAAGAGGAGGAACCCGUCAAGACCAUCAUGGAGAAGAAGUACCACAAUGUCGGCCUCAGCAAGUGUGAAGUGAAGGUGGCCAUGUCCAAGGAGCAGUACCAGCACCAGCAGUACUGGGGAGGCAGAGGCGGGUACUCGCUCAGGUCUCGAGGACGAGGAGGCGGUGCGGCCCCAAGUUGGAACCGGGGUUACGGCAACUACUGGAACCAGGGCUACAGCAACUACAGCGGCUACGGCAAUCAAGGCUACGGCGGCUACGGCGGCUACAGCGGCUACGAUUACUCCGGUUACAGCAACUAUUACGGAUACGGUGGCGACAGUACCGAGCCGGCCGCUUACGGCAAGACGCCGCGCCGCCCCGUUCACAGCACCAGUUACCGACCGUACUGAAAACAGGUCGCGUGGAAAGAUGACACGAGCAGGUACGCCCGCAACGCCGCGCCGUCACGCCCCGUUACGACGGUAAAAAAGUAGUCCUGUUAUUUAAAACUGUUUGAUAAUAUUUGAUGUGUAAUUUAAAACAUUUUCCUUUUUGGUAACGUAGCGGCUACACGGAGGCGAUUAUUUUUUUUUUAACACCCGCCAGCCUCCUUUUGCACCAUUUUUCUUUGUUUUUUUCUCUCUUCUUUAACUGUAAAGUUAACAGGUAAAGCACUACUACUACUACUACUACUACUACUACUACUACUACUGCAGUUAUGGAUUUACAGUACACGGAACUGUUGUGUCUCCUAACUCUGACAUACCUUGUUUGUACCUGCCAGCGGAGCUUCCUUGCAGGCCAUGAGCUGACUCCAGAUACUGUCAAGGCCCGCUCAAUGCGGACCGGGUACGAGACGCAUACGCUCUCGCUUGCUGCCGUUUGGUGUCGCCGACGGGGGAGGCGCGAGCGGACGGCGGCUGACGGGCGCCGACGACGCCGAGCGAAAACAGAAGAGCCCACAUUUUUUAUUUUUCUUUAUUUCCAUCGUGUUUCUUGGAGCUGACACUUUUUUUUUUUUUUUUUGCAAGAUCUUUAUUUAGAGGAAGAGUUCUCAUUCUAUUUUUUUUUUUUUUGGGGGGGGGGUUACGUGAAUGAUUAUUAAUAGUUAGACACUUAUUUACAGUGGUAGAUGCAGAUAUUCUCUAUUGAUUCUAUACAAAGUUCAUAUGAACACAUACACAAUAUAUAUUCAAUGUAAGCGUGGUAAAACAAUAAAAUACUUGUUUGGAUU
Molecule: messenger RNA, 1882 nt
Organism: Syngnathoides biaculeatus (alligator pipefish)
Lineage: Eukaryota; Metazoa; Chordata; Actinopteri; Syngnathiformes; Syngnathidae
Product: heterogeneous nuclear ribonucleoprotein D0-like
Exons: 8
Coding region: 96-1058 (320 amino acids)
Biological process (GO): regulation of gene expression
Cellular component (GO): nucleoplasm
Molecular function (GO): RNA binding
Source: RefSeq, a predicted model, not a curated record